AUUUCCUCGCCUCUAAGGACCUAACAAUCUGGGUUGAACCGCGUGUGAAAAGGAGCAUUGCAAAACAGAGAAGGGUGCUAUUCAUUGCAGAGAAUCGCCUGGACGCUCAGUGCCCUUCCAGCCUCCACUCCUCGGGGUCCUUGCCCUGGAUCUUGCUGCUGCUGCCGCUGCUGCUGCCGCUGCUGGAGAAAUCCGACUUAGCUGAACAACCAGGAGCUCCUCAUCGCCCAGGCAAAGGAGGGGACCGAGUCGGGGAUGCUCGGUGGUUUCUUUUCUCUCCUCUGCCCCUUCCUCUUUCCCUCUGCUUAGGGGACCUUUCCACAAAGAGCCAAGCUCCGGAUUUCAUCCCGGUUAAGAUGCACUCUCUUUUGGAUGCUGUGGCGCUGAAUGUGUAAGGAUCGGGCGAGACAUGUCACAGAUGUUGCACAUUGAGAUUCCCAACUUUGGGAACACCGUCCUGGGCUCCCUGAAUGAGCAACGGCUCCUGGGGCUUUACUGCGAUGUCUCCAUCGUCGUCAAGGGACAGGCGUUCAAGGCCCACCGAGCGGUGUUGGCCGCAAGCAGUUUGUACUUCCGAGACUUGUUUAGUGGGAAUAGCAAAAGCGCAUUUGAGCUGCCCAGCUCGGUCCCGGCCACUUGCUUCCAGCAAAUCCUCUCCUUUUGUUACACCGGGAAGCUGACCAUGGCGGCCAGCGAGCAGCUGGUGGUGAUGUACACGGCGGGCUUCCUGCAGAUUCAGCACAUUGUGGAGAAGGGGACUGACCUCAUGUUCAAAGUGAGCUCGCCCCACUGUGACUCUCAGACGGCCAUGAUCGAAGAGGCCAGCUCUGAGCCUCAGAGCCCGUGCAACCCCUUGCAGACGGCAUCCAUGCCUUAUGUCAUGUCCCCUUCGGUGCCCAUUCCGCUGCUCACCCGGGUCAAGCACGAGAACAUGGAGCAGCAGACGCCGCUGGUGGGGCUGCCAGCCAAGAGGUCCUUAGAGGGGGGCCUGCGAGACACAGCAGCAGGAGGUUCCUCGGCCACUACGGCAGUGAAGCUGUCCCGCGUCUCCUACUAUGGGGUGCCCAGCCUUGCCCCUCUCAUCUCCAGCAUCCCACAGGCUCCAUAUGUCCAGGGAGAACGGACAAGUCCCGGGGCCAGCAGUAUUCCAACCACGGACAGCCCCACGUCCUACCACAACGAAGAAGAUGAGGAGGAUGAUGAAGCCUAUGACACCAUGACUGAAGAGCAGUACGGGCAGAUGUACAUCAAAUCUACUGGCGGCUACGCAGGGCCUCCAGAGAAGCCAGAGCAGAUUCCCAUGGAGAGCCGCUCCUGCGUCCUGAUCCGGCGCGAUUUGGUGGCUCUUCCGGCGAGUCUGAUCAGCCAGAUUGGGUACCGCUGCCACCCCAAGCUGUAUUCGGAAGGCGAUCCUGGAGAGAAACUUGAACUUGUUGCAGGUUCUGGGGUUUAUAUCACCCGAGGACAACUCAUGAAUUGUCACCUCUGUGCUGGUGUGAAACACAAAGUCCUUCUUCGACGCCUCCUGGCCACGUUCUUUGACAGGAACACCCUGGCCAACAGCUGCGGAACAGGCAUUCGGUCUUCCACCAGUGACCCCAGCCGGAAACCCCUUGAGAGCCGGGUGCUUAACGCUGUGAAAU
Molecule: messenger RNA, 1643 nt
Organism: Python bivittatus (Burmese python)
Lineage: Eukaryota; Metazoa; Chordata; Lepidosauria; Squamata; Pythonidae
Source: RefSeq, a predicted model, not a curated record